UAUCGGCGUUGUGCCGCUAGUACUAAUACGGGAAGUAGACCAUUCAAGUGCAGCGUGUGCCAAAAGACAUUCUCACAACGCAGCCAUCUUCGUGUGCACCUUCGAACCCAUACUGGACAGAAACCGUACGAGUGCACCGUGUGCCACACGAGUUUCGCCCAGUGGGGCGGUCUUCAAAAGCAUCAACGAACCCACAACGGUGAGAAGCCAUUCGAGUGCCCUCUGUGCGUCAAAAAGUUCUCGCGUUCAUGUAUUCUACAGCAACAUGUUCUAUCCCACACCGGAGAGAAGCCAUAUGAGUGCACCGAGUGCCACAAGGCCUUUCGUUCGCCCGGCCAACUGCAACGCCAUCUUCGGACCCACACUGGAGAGAAACCAUUCGAGUGCACUCUUUGCCAUAAAACAUUUGCAAGACCGGGCACUCUGCGUGUCCAUCUGCGGACACAUACUGGGGAGAGACCAUAUGCGUGCGACGUGUGUGACAAGGCGUUUACUACAUCCUCCGCCCUUAAGGCCCAUCUUCGAAUCCACACAGGAGAAAAACCAUUCGAGUGCAGCGAGUGUCCCAUGAAAUUUACUUGUUCUAAUGGUUUAAAGAGACACAUGCAAACACACACGGGGGUGAAACCAUUUGAGUGCUCCCUGUGUCGGAGGAAAUAUUCCAGGCCAUAUGAUCUACGUUUGCACCUUCUAAGCCACUUGGCGACAAAACCAGUAGUUUGCGCCUUGUGCGACAAGGAGUUCUCUAGUUCAUCUGAGUUGCGUUCUCAUGUUCAAGGCCAAGGGGAGGAACCACUCAAAUGCAAGGUGUGCCAAAAAAAGUUUGCAACACUAUGUCAAUUGUUCUCCCAUCUGCGGUCCCACCCAGAAGAGAUAGCGUACGAGUGCAUCUUUUGUGACAAGAAAUGUUCCACUUCGUUUGCACUGAAGAGACAUCUUCGAACCCACACAGGAGAGAAGCCGUUUGAGUGCACAGUCUGUCACAAGCAAUUUUCACAACCAGGAAAUCUGCGUGAGCAUCUCCGGUCCCACACUGGGGAGAAACCGUAUAAGUGUACUGUGUGCCACAAUGAAUUUGCGCAAUCAAGUCAAUUGUACUCGCAUCUUCGAACUCACACGGGGGAGAAACCGUAUGAAUGCACGGAGUGUGACAGGAAAUGCUCUACAUCCAGCGCUCUGAGAGAGCAUCUUCGGACCCACACAGGGGAGAAGCCGUAUAAAUGCAGCGUGUGCGACAAGAAAUUCUCUUCUUCAAAGGGGUUCCAUACGCAUCUUCGAACCCACACCAGGUAGAAGACAUUUUAGUUUGUGACUAGAAAUUCUCGCACCCAAGCUCGGGCACUAACGGCGAGACCGGCGAGACACCGUAUGGAACGCUAACAAUACACCGUGUACUACAGUGAGUUUCCACUCCUCUCGUAUUUCGUGUGUGCAUCUCUGUGGGUCCAUAAAGAGGAUGAUCCAGUCAUUCUCUAUAGUAAUCGAUUGUUGUCGUUUUUACACCAUAUGUUUAUAUGUUGUGACAGUGUGAUUUGUGAACACUUAGUUAGGCUGGUAGCCCUGCUUGUCCCCCCACUCUGCCGUGAUAAUGUUUACAUGUUUGAUGGUGGAUUUAGUCGUCCUCCUUUAGGCGUCCUCAUUGAGGCAGCUCGCCUUAGAGGUUUUGAGGGCUGUGAUUGGCUGAAAACCUCAGAGGGAUCGUCCAGGAAGUACGUCCAUCAAUCGCCGUUACGAACCUACCAAGUUCAGCUUAAUCACGGUCUCAUAGCGCCUGACGACUAGGCAACAUCCUGCCUACAGUGCAUGCGUGUACUGCGGGGUGGCCUACCCCGUGUCUCGCAGGCGCCGAGCUCCCGUUACUUGCCGAAUGAUUUUGAGAAAAAUGGACGCACUUUCUGGACGAUCCCAAUGAGGACGCCUCACCGUACGAGACUAAAUCGACUAUGAUGUUCGCUACCUGGGAGGUCAGUCUUGACUUGGCCCAUGGCUGUACAACAACUAACUGGAGCCAAUAAAUAUAUACGUCCACUACACCCGGUAGUCUUCAUUUACGUUCACAACAGUUUAUAAAGUUCUCUUUUUAAUUUAAAUGGAAUGUCUGAUUGUUAACCCUUUGUCAAUUGUAUUUCUAAUUUUGAUUUUUUUCAUUAGUGUUGAGUGAAAUUGUAUUGUUUAUGCAAAUAUAGUGUUUGCCUGCUUUUUCAUCUUA
Messenger RNA from Frankliniella occidentalis (western flower thrips), 2209 nucleotides. RefSeq names its product zinc finger protein 84-like. The record is from RefSeq and is a predicted model, not a curated record. Gene Ontology annotation, cellular component: nucleus. The transcript has a single exon. NCBI's taxonomy places the organism in Eukaryota, Metazoa, Arthropoda, Insecta, Thysanoptera, Thripidae. Gene Ontology annotation, biological process: regulation of transcription by RNA polymerase II; central nervous system development. The annotation marks the transcript as partial. Gene Ontology annotation, molecular function: DNA-binding transcription factor activity, RNA polymerase II-specific; RNA polymerase II cis-regulatory region sequence-specific DNA binding.